Arctia plantaginis is the source of this 1671-nucleotide messenger RNA. Lineage: Eukaryota; Metazoa; Arthropoda; Insecta; Lepidoptera; Erebidae. The record is from the annotation of a GenBank genome assembly.
AUGCCGCAAGCUAGACGCAAGACCCCGUUUAGUGGGAAGGCUAAAAAGCAACAACUGCAAUGUAAAAAACAAAAUAAGACACUAUUGAUGUCAACAUCAUCUGGCACCAAUGCAUAUGAUGUGGUGUCCGUCAACUACCAGCCUUCUCGACCCAGGGGUGGCAGAAACGCCAACAGAUAUGCUCUCAAGUUCUAUAGAGAAAGUGAUGAAGAAGUGGCCAUAAAAAAGGAAUUAGGACUAAAAGAAUUAGAACCGGUUCCAGAAGAGGACUUAGAAAUAAACCCUCCAGAUUUCUUCCCAGCAGGUGUUUCGUUCCCCAAAAGACCGCCAUGGGAUUUUAACAUGACACCGGCCCAGCUUGAUGCACAAGAGCAGAGAUAUUUUAAGAAUUAUGUAGACCAGCUGCAGAGUACUCUUCAUUGGAAGAACAUGUCCUACUUUGAACUGAACUUGGAGACCUGGAGACAGCUGUGGAGGGUGCUGGAGAUGUGUGAUAUACUCCUGCUGAUCGUGGAUGUCAGAUACGCUGGAAUGAUGUUCCCCCCAUCUCUUUAUAAAUACAUAGUUGAGGAUGAAAAGAAGGAUAUGAUUCUAGUGCUGAACAAGAUUGAUUUAGUACCAGCCAGCGUUGUGUGUGCUUGGAAGGAAUUCCUGACUAAGACCUACCCGGGGCUCAAAGUUGUAUACUUUACGUCCUGCCCUGGGUACAACCUCCAUGGAGCCACUAGCGAUAAGGCAGGUUUACAAGUCCGUCGUCGAAAAGGCAAACAGCGUAUGUGUGCAGAGGGCGCCACUAAGAUAUUGGAGGCGUGCAAAGAGAUCGUGAAGGGAGAUGUAGAUCUAUCCUCGUGGGAGAAGAAGAUCAAGGAGGAGACUAAUGUGGAGUUUGAUUAUGAUGAGAACACUGAAGUUGGCGAGACGAUUGUGGAGAAAGCAGACACCUCAUACUACACCCACGAGAAGUACAAAUCUGGUAUCCUCACUGUUGGGUGCGUGGGACAGCCCAAUGUGGGCAAGUCGUCGCUGCUGAACGCGCUGAUGGGGCGCUGUGUGGUGUCGGUGUCGAAGACACCUGGCCACACCAAACACUUCCAGACGAUAUUCUUGACACCACAGGUACGUUUGUGCGAUUGUCCAGGGCUGGUGUUCCCGUCCACUGUUCCAAGACCAAUACAGAUCCUUAUGGGGUCGUACCCCAUAGCUCAGCUGAGGGAACCCUACACUGCUAUAAGGUACAUAGCAGAGCGACUUGACCUCCCGAAGCUACUCCGCAUUGACCACCCUGAAGGAGACAACACAUGGUCGCCUAGAGACAUUUGCGAUGGGUGGGCGAAGAAGAGAGGUUAUCUCACCGCUAAGGCUGCCAGACUAGACACUUAUAGAGCAGCUAAUAACAUACUCCGAAUGGCUCUGGACGGGAAGAUAUGUCUGUGGCUCCGACCUCCAGGAUUUGCUGAGCAAAAAGAAAAACACGAAACAGCUGAGGAAAUAAAAUACAUUAAAUGGGUACAAGCUCUCACUGGUGCAAGUGUGAUAGAGGAAGUGACGUCAUCAGACGAGGGUCACCAGUCUGAGGGUGAUUCAGACGCAGACGAGAGCAGCGGUGAUGAUGAUGAAGAGGAACAAACCAUUAUGGCCAACAAAUUCGCAGCUUUGACUAGUCAAGACUGA